Molecule: messenger RNA, 711 nt
Organism: Drosophila pseudoobscura
Lineage: Eukaryota; Metazoa; Arthropoda; Insecta; Diptera; Drosophilidae
Product: E3 ubiquitin-protein ligase rnf8-B-like
Exons: 1
Coding region: 1-711 (236 amino acids)
Biological process (GO): protein ubiquitination; interstrand cross-link repair
Cellular component (GO): nucleus
Molecular function (GO): ubiquitin-protein transferase activity
Source: RefSeq, a predicted model, not a curated record
AUGGCUGAAGAGAUUAUUAUGCCAAUGCAUGAUCAAUUGGAAGAUUCGUUCCUGGCGAACCCUGAAAAGUACAACGGUGAUGAAAAUAAAUGCGACGGGAAGCACUCGAAUGUUUUGAUGCACUUAAAAGCUGUGAAGAAGGAGUGCGGUAUCUUAAAGAAAAAAGUGACUAGAAUGGCUAGAGUAAAUAAUGACUUGAGGAACAAAAUCCCGGAAAAUCUUCGUGAAGAUUUCGAGAAGCAGACAUACAAGGUUCAGUUUGUUCAGCUGCAGAAGGAUCAACUUGCUACUGAACGCGAUGGUCUGCUAUUACAACUGGAGCACGAGAUGGACAAGUAUGCAAGUGUUCUACGAAAACUGGAUGAGCAAAACAAAACAAUGGAGGAGAUAAAAAACGAGUUUCUGCGCGAAGUUUCUGAACGUAAAAAGCUGCGCGCAGAAGCUCUCAGUGCUCUAAAGGAGCAGGAAAAAAACCACUCUCUGGAAAUGGAUAAGCUAAACCAAACAAUACUGGAGUAUACUUGCUCCAUUUGUCUCAGCCCCUGGGACACGUUUGGCGAACACCGAUUGGCUUCUUUGGCCUGUGGACAUCUUUUUGGCGACGACUGCAUCAAGAUCUGCUUAAGCCGUGCGGGAGAAUGUCCAACUUGUAGAAGGUCGGCCCAUACUGGUGAUCUACGCUAUAUAUGUGAUCGUUACCAUUCGCUAUAA